Molecule: messenger RNA, 750 nt
Organism: Knipowitschia caucasica
Lineage: Eukaryota; Metazoa; Chordata; Actinopteri; Gobiiformes; Gobiidae
Source: the annotation of a GenBank genome assembly
AUGACGAUGAGCUCUUUGCCGGACACGCUUUCGGACCCGUCCAAGUCCGCCUUCUUAGAAUUUGGGGGCCACAGUUACCCCGCUCACGGACACGCUCACCAGCAGCCCUCUCCCGGCCUGUCUCACACACAUUACCCCGUGCACAGUCUUCAUACGAUGGGAGCCUCGCAGCAUGAGGGCCCCUUCCCCUCAGGGGCAUCGUACGGACGCCCGUUAGGAUACUCUCCAUACGGACACCACGCCGCGUAUCUCCCGUACCAGGCCGCCGCGCACAGCGGGGGACUGGCACACGCGAGGCUCGAGGACUCUGAACAUGAGAAGCCCACAGCAGUGAUCGAAAACGGAGAGGUGCGGCUCAACGGAAAGGGCAAGAAGAUCCGGAAACCACGUACCAUCUAUUCCAGUCUGCAGCUGCAGGCCCUCAACCAGCGCUUCCAGCAGACCCAGUACCUGGCUUUGCCUGAGCGGGCCGACCUGGCGGCCAAACUGGGCCUGACACAAACACAGGUGAAAAUAUGGUUCCAAAAUAAGCGCUCCAAGUACAAGAAGAUCAUGAAGAACGGCCCGUGUGGAGUGGAGGGCGAGCACCUGGCCCCUCCACCCGUCUCCUCCACCUCCCCCUGCUCCUUGUGGGACAUCAGCAUGGCCUCCAAAGCGGCGCCCGUGCACUCCGGAGCCUACAUGAACAAUUUCGGACACUGGUAUCCGGGACACCAGCAAGACUCUGUGCCAAGAACUCCCAUGAUGUGA